Molecule: messenger RNA, 2974 nt
Organism: Alligator sinensis (Chinese alligator)
Lineage: Eukaryota; Metazoa; Chordata; Crocodylia; Alligatoridae
Gene: CDC50A
Product: transmembrane protein 30A
Exons: 8
Coding region: 77-1030 (317 amino acids)
Biological process (GO): phospholipid translocation
Cellular component (GO): Golgi apparatus; endoplasmic reticulum; plasma membrane
Source: RefSeq, a predicted model, not a curated record
CCCAGCUCCCUGCACCAAGCAGGAAAGACAACCGGGGUCAAGUGACCCCAGCAAGGCUACAAACAAGCUUGGAAUAAUGCACCAACGGUCUGCUCGCAUCAGGGGACAUCUUGCAGUGAUACUGUCUGUAAUGCUGAAGUACACUAGGGAGUGGUGCUUGUGUAUGCAGCUGAUUGAUUAUACAGGCAUAGAGCCUACUAGUCCCUGCAACAAAUGCUUAAAUGUAUCCUGGAAUAGCACACCAUCAUGUACUUGCACCAUUAACUUUACACUAGAUCAUCCAUUUGAGAGUAAUGUGUUCAUGUAUUACGGACUGUCCAACUUCUAUCAGAACCAUCGUCGUUAUGUGAAAUCUCGAGAUGACAGCCAACUAAAUGGAGAUAAUAGUUCCUUACUUAAUCCCAGUAAAGAGUGUGAGCCUUACCGCAUGAGUGAGGACAAGCCCAUUGCUCCAUGUGGAGCUAUAGCCAACAGUAUGUUUAAUGAUACAUUGGUAUUGUAUCGCAUUGAUAAUGAAACAAGGGUUCCUAUUCAUUUGAAUAAAAAAGGUAUUGCUUGGUGGACAGACAAAAAUGUUAAAUUCAGGAAUCCUUCAGGAGAUGCAAAUAACUUGACUGCACUUUUCCAAGGCACAACAAAGCCUGUAAACUGGCCCAAGCCAGUAUAUAUGUUGGAUUCAGACCCAGACAACAAUGGGUUCAUCAAUGAAGACUUCAUUGUAUGGAUGCGUACUGCAGCACUUCCUACAUUUCGUAAACUGUAUCGUCUUAUAGAAAGGAAAAAUAAUUUGCAGCCGACCUUAGAGGCUGGACAGUACUCCUUGGACAUCACGUAUAAUUAUCCUGUACACAGUUUCGAUGGACGAAAAAGGAUGAUCCUGAGCACUAUCUCAUGGAUGGGAGGCAAAAAUCCAUUUCUGGGGAUUGCUUACAUCACAGUUGGGUCCAUAUGCUUCUUUUUAGGAGUUGUGCUGCUAAUCAUACAUCACAAGUUUGGAAAUCGAAAUACUAGUGCAGACAUUCCCAAUUAAUCUUGCAUUCUGAAAACAAAUGUGCUGCAUGUGCAUCAAGGCCAGUCCAGAGUGAACCUAGUUUCUGAAAGUUAAAUUGCCGGUUAUGUCACUUCUGAAACUAGGUGCAUAACUCUUCUCUAAAGCCUUUGAUCCUCUCUGUGGAUUGAUUUUUUGACAAUGACGGGUAUAUAAUUAGCUGUAUUGAUUGUAUCUAUGCUAACUGCUGAAAUGUUUUUCUAAUGUUUGCCUCUUUAUGGCCAGGCCAUAUGAUACAUAUAGCCCCUCAGUGCAUCUGCUGCUUGUUUCUGUGCUAUGAAAUAUAUCAUAUGAUGCAGUAUGCUGUGUGAAGGAAGACUGUUAGGAUAGAGUCUAAAUCUUAAUCUUUCAGGAUUCAGGGUGUCAAUGCUGUCACAAGAAUGAAACAGGUCUCUAGUAUUUCCUCAGUUUACUGUGUUGUCUGCAUGGGCUUUUAUGUUUCUUGCUGAGAUGUUUAAUAUAUUAAACAUGUUGUAAAAAAAAUUCCUGUGUCAAGCCCAAGUCUGUUACCUGUUAGGUCUUCAUAAAAUGCUGUCUAAAUCUGCAGCAUUACUUACAGAUAUGUAAAGCAAAUGUGCCUAAUGCAUUGAACAAGCAUUCCCUUAAAAUUCAAGGGAUCUAACCCAUUGACUGUAGGAGUGAAUGUCCAAGUCUGGUUUCAACUUGGAAUGACUUGUAUGGAUAGAAACUGGCUUUACUUUUUAAUUAUUUACUCUGGUUCAAGUCCUACCUAGAAGCAGUUUGUCCUUCCUGCUUGUUCCUCAUAAGCAGCUUAAAAGGCAUUAAUCAGAGAACUAAAACGUUCUAUUAGCAAGCAAGCGAGUUAGAUAACUUUUGCCAGUGCAGGAGCUUCCUUAGUCUGUUCUAAUGAAAACCAAAGCUUAGAUGUUCGGAGCAGGCUUUGUGAAAAAUGAAGUACAGCUCCCUCAUAUGGAAGAAACUAAGAGUCAGAAACUUGUUCUUGAAGUUGUACUCAGAUACAAAAGUAAGUAAUAGUUCUUGAUGUGAAUCCUUUUAACAUAGAGCUUACCAUAAAAGUACUUUAAACAUUGCUGUUACAGGUCAAAAGUGUGGGCUAUUCUCCCAUCAAAAACAUUUACUUGUUAAUUUAAUUGAAAGUUAGUUAUAAACUAACCUAUUAUUACAUUCUGGUGACUUUUAGGUGAUGUACAUAAAUUGUAAUGUAUAUGGUGGAGGUUUACUUUAUAUGCAACUGGAUUGAUAAAAUAUUUGAAUAUUCAGUAUUGAAUAAAUGCUGCAGACUGUUUAUUAUUUUGUCAUUUAACUUGAGCUUACUUUCAUGUGGAUAAAAUUGUGUUGUAUUUUAAUAAGCAGUAUGCAGUGUGAAUGCAAUUCAGCUCAUUUUAAUUUUCAAAAUUAGAUGCUCAUGACAAAGCUGUUCAUAUUCUGAUAACCUGUAGUCAACUUCUAAAUCAUACUGUAUUAAUGUAUCAAUUCUUUGACCACUUUUACUGAGUUUUUUUGUGUAGUGUUUAAAGUUGAUGGGAGUUUCAGGCUAGUGUGAAAUGGGCAAGAGUUGAGGCAAUGAUUUAGUAACUUUGUUCACUUCUAACAUACAAAUUCACAUAAAUAACAUUAUGUAGUUAUUGGCUGACUGUACCUUAGUAUGUGACCGUUCUGCACAUGGUAUUUUGAUUUCCAAGGAACAGUUUAUAAUUUGGAUGUUAAAGUUGCAUGAGUGUCAUUGGAAUCGCGAAAAUCGGAACAUUCAGCUUUGACUGUUCAUAGAGAAUCUGUACACAAGGCAUUAAGUGAAAUUGGCUCUAAUCUAUAAAAUAGUUGCAAAGUCAUAGUUUAUUGAACUAAUAAAGGCACUUCACAAUAACUGGUUAUUCAAGUACUUUUUAAUUUUAAACUUUGUGUUUGAUUGGUAAUCGUCAGCUUAAUAAAAGUAAACUGAAUAUA